AUGGCCUCAGUUUGCAUAUCUAACUGUGUCAAUGAUACAAAUCUUCCCGUUCGACCAACCUUCUUAAACCUCUACAAGUGGCCAGAAUCUGAUGUAGAAUUUGUGAAGACAGUGAAGUCUAUUAAUGAAGUGGGUCCUCAUAGUAGAGCAAUUGAUAGUCUCUCAUGUAGGCAAAAGUACUUGAGGAGCUAUAAAUUCUCAAAGAAGAAAGUGGGUAUCCCUGAGAAGACCGUCAAGUGUUUGAUCACACUCAAGGAGAGUGUGGUUUGUGCUAGCAAUAGAUUAAAUUUCAAGGGUAAGUAUAAGGUUCUUGGGAGGGCCAAGAAUGUCACUGAUGCUGCUUUCUCAAUCUUUCACACCUUUCUACCUUGCUCUUCCAAGGUUCAUGUGCCUCAUCAUCGUUUCUAA
This is a messenger RNA of Abrus precatorius (Indian licorice), 408 nucleotides long. RefSeq lists its product as uncharacterized. The transcript has a single exon. The coding region runs from base 1 to 408 and encodes 135 amino acids. NCBI's taxonomy places the organism in Eukaryota, Viridiplantae, Streptophyta, Magnoliopsida, Fabales, Fabaceae. The record is from RefSeq and is a predicted model, not a curated record.